Molecule: messenger RNA, 1051 nt
Organism: Cicer arietinum (chickpea)
Lineage: Eukaryota; Viridiplantae; Streptophyta; Magnoliopsida; Fabales; Fabaceae
Source: RefSeq, a predicted model, not a curated record
UAAGGAAUACAAAGCUCAUGUCAACCUCAAUUAUAUAAAUGUCACACUCUCUCGAAGGUCCACCCACUAGAAAGCACACCCCACCAUCUCUCACCUAAACAAUCUAAAAGCAAAUUUGGCUCAUUCAUUUCUUAUUUAAAUACUAGCUAUAUGAUUCCAUUAAUUCAUUACAUUGAAAUCCAAAGAAGCACAAUUUUAAUAGAAUACAACAACACUAGCUAGAGUUUAAUUAGAGAGGAAUAAUGGAACUUCAAGACACAGCAGCUAGUAGAAUAGCAAGUAGAAUAACAAUUGGUCUUCCAUUGGGUUUGGCACUACUUUUUGCAUGUUUACUCUUCAUUUGUGUCUUAUUUUGUUGCUUCUUACAUUGGAAAAAGAUCAAAUUUUUGUUUCCAUCCUCUUCCGGGGUUAUUAAUCAUCAAGCUCAGAUUCAAGCUGACUUAACUUCCUCACCUCAAAAACCAACUUUUCCUAUUGUGAUGAUGAAGCAGAGCUAUGCUGAGAGCUUGCCAGUGAUGAUGCCAGGGGAUGAGAUUCCAAAAUUCAUAGCCAUGGCAUGUCCAUGUAAGCCUCCAACAGAUGAAAGUAUCACAAUUCAUGUGCACAAGGCAGAAGACACAAAUGAUUUUUGCACUCACAAUUCAUCUUAAUUAAAGAGGUGCUGAUUUCAGGGUAGGUUAGAUAUAUACACAUUUCAUGGACCUUAUCAAUUUGUGCUAAGUGAGAUAAAUCCACCAAGCUCAAUCAAGGUGCUUGAAAAAAAUAAAUCAGGACCCCCCAUUUUAUUUUUUUGGUCAGAAUGGGAAAAAAAUGGUUGAGAUAUUAACCAUCCUGUUUUAAUUUAUUAUUUUUUGUGCCUUUUUUGUUUGUUUUUGGUUCUAGGACACUUUUAUUUGCUCCUUUUUUUGUUUGAAAUAACCGUGAGUUUGAUGAAAUUGCAGUGAAAAUGUAAUUUUUACGGUAGUACACUGUGAUUUUAUUAAAUUUUUUUGUUAAUUUAAGGAUGAAAAAAUCACUAUAUAUGAAUGCAUCUUUCCAUAGACUUGUAAUA